Molecule: messenger RNA, 345 nt
Organism: Leptinotarsa decemlineata (Colorado potato beetle)
Lineage: Eukaryota; Metazoa; Arthropoda; Insecta; Coleoptera; Chrysomelidae
Gene: Polr2L
Product: DNA-directed RNA polymerases I, II, and III subunit Rpb10
Biological process (GO): tRNA transcription by RNA polymerase III; transcription by RNA polymerase I; transcription by RNA polymerase II
Cellular component (GO): RNA polymerase II, core complex; RNA polymerase III complex; RNA polymerase I complex
Molecular function (GO): DNA binding; zinc ion binding
Source: RefSeq, a predicted model, not a curated record
AAUCAAAGGUUAAAAUGAUUAUCCCUGUUCGUUGUUUCACAUGUGGAAAAGUAAUUGGGAAUAAAUGGGAGGCCUAUUUAGGUCUUUUGCAAGCGGAAUAUACAGAGGGAGAUGCCUUAGAUGCACUCGGACUCAAAAGGUAUUGCUGUAGACGAAUGCUCCUGGGUCAUGUGGAUCUAAUUGAAAAACUUCUCAAUUAUGCUCCCCUGGAAAAAUAACAUACUAACCAUGUGAAUUUGUAUUAUAUGUUUAUUUUUUGUAAGAAAUGUCUUUGGUUCCUAACCGAUUAAAUGACAAAUUGUGUGUAGGAUAUUAAAUUAUAUUAAAAUUGACUUUUUCAAUAAA